Messenger RNA from Lachancea sp. 'fantastica', 450 nucleotides. The record is from the annotation of a GenBank genome assembly. NCBI's taxonomy places the organism in Eukaryota, Fungi, Ascomycota, Saccharomycetes, Saccharomycetales, Saccharomycetaceae.
AUGAACUCUUUUUUAGAAUACGCGCAGUGCUUUGUUGCAUUGGCCUUUACCUACACAGCUCGUGUUUUGACCUGGCUGGUUCCGCUGCUUCUGCGCUUUGCGCAAACGCAUCCCACGACUACAAAUGUAUUUGGCUAUCUUUUGGCGGCUUAUAUCUCUUGGAAGAUUAUUUGCCAUUUGUGGACAGUCCUAAAACGCAUCAUGCUAGCUCUCUUGGUGGUUUUCGCUGCACUUCUGUGGUCUCGAGGAUUGCAUCAAGUGGUAUCACACGAUGUUCCUGUACUCAUGCAAUAUUUAGAACCCCACGCAAGCUUUCAAGAGCUAUGGAAUCGGUUUUGCUACUAUGCUCAUCCGACUCGCUUUACACAAUACUACUCAACGGCGCUACAGCUGCAGUUGGAGACUCUCAGAGAUCACUCACUACAGUUUUUGGCCAAUUUGUCAAACUAG